Messenger RNA from Xiphophorus couchianus (Monterrey platyfish), 1002 nucleotides. Its product is annotated as ecto-ADP-ribosyltransferase 5-like. Gene Ontology annotation, molecular function: NAD+ poly-ADP-ribosyltransferase activity; NAD+-protein-arginine ADP-ribosyltransferase activity. Bases 41 to 895 code for a protein of 284 amino acids. The record is from RefSeq and is a predicted model, not a curated record. NCBI's taxonomy places the organism in Eukaryota, Metazoa, Chordata, Actinopteri, Cyprinodontiformes, Poeciliidae. The transcript has 3 exons.
CCAAACAUGCAGAAUGGCUGCCUUCACUAAAGGAGUGUAGAUGUGCAACUUAGCAAAGAAAAGUCUGAAAAAUAACAACGACUCCUUUUAUAUGGCAAAGAUGGCGGUUUGGUUAGCAGUGCUGCUAACGUUGGGAGCCUUGACUGAAACGGCAAAGAGCUUGUUUUACCUGGACAUGGCUCUGGACUCCGUGGACGACGCGUACGCUGGCUGCGAAGACGACAUGGAGCGUAAAGUGAGGACCGACUUUCUCCCGAGUGAGAAAAACCAAGACACAAAUUUCUCCUUGGCCUGGAGCGAAGCAGAGAAACACUACAACGAGAAAUGGAGACCCAAGCGCGGGAAGCCCCCCUCCAGGACCCUGGCAAAAGAGGAGAUCAUGGCCGUUUAUGUUUACACGACGGACAAACCCGAAGUCUACCCGGAGUUCAACGACGCCGUGAGAACUCAGAAGGUGACGUACAAAACCGCGUUCAGGUACCACGCGCUGCACUUCUUCCUCACAAGAGCCCUGAAGAGACUCGGCGCGCGCAGAGGCGCCCUACAAAGAUGGCUGACUGGCUAUCGAAGGGUCGACGGCUACUUCAGCCAAGAUGUCCUCAACCAGCAGAUUCGCUUCGGCUCUUUUACCUCCAGCUCGCUGCUCGGCUAUCGGCGUCCGCACAGGUUUGGUGACAAAACGUGCUUUGAGAUUUCCACCCGUUUGGGAGCAGACGUCUCAUUGUACUCCAAGUUUGGGGAGUCGGAAGCAGAAGUUUUGAUCCCACCGUAUGAGGUAUUUAAAGUGACGCAGAUUAAGAGGAGAUCUGAACAGGAGAGCCUGCCGUGCGACGUGGUGUUUAAACUGGAGAGCACGCAGAAAGCUUUGUCCAACCUAAACUGUGCUCUACUUUGACUGGAGCCAUGUUGCGAUUCAAAACCGGAUGUAAAUGUUUUUUGGGUUUUUUUAAAGAAAGUUUGGGAAGUAAACUGUUGAAAUAAAUUUUCACAAUUCAACGUCAA